Molecule: messenger RNA, 682 nt
Organism: Cornus florida
Lineage: Eukaryota; Viridiplantae; Streptophyta; Magnoliopsida; Cornales; Cornaceae
Exons: 1
Coding region: 30-386 (118 amino acids)
Source: RefSeq, a predicted model, not a curated record
CUAAUCAAACACUCUCCUGAAAACACUCAAUGUCUCUCUCUGCAAACCCAUUUCUCUCUCUAAACUUUGUCUCUCUGCAAACCCAUUUUCUUGGUCUAAUAUUCUCUCCAAUGGCUGAGGUGGCUCGACCGGUUUUCUGCAAGCUCGCGUCUCAAAAACCAGCGGUUCCUGUUCCGGUUCAGAGGGUGAAGAACUCCAAUGUGUCGUCGGCAUCAUUGACGGGGACGGAUAAGGUGAAAAUCGUGCUACAGCCUCGUCUAUGCACGCUCAGAUUGUACGGUUAUGAUCAGGUGGGGAUGAUGAUGAAGCUGCAGAGGGAGGGUGGUGAUGGUGUUGAUGAUGAGGGCGGUGAUGGGUGUCGUCGUCGCCGUUCUUUGCGACUCUAGAUUCAAGAAGAGUCAGGACUUUGAGAUCAAGUCACUGAAAUAACGGGUUACUGCCCAACGAACGGUCUGAAUCUGAUGCCGUGUUGAUUGUCUGCGCAUUUUCCACUUGUGGAAUGUCUCUUAGAGUCACUACCUUGCUUCUCUGUAAUGAUUAUUUGUGUUUUUUGAAAAUUAUAAUAUAUUUUCUGCUUAGUUUGUUAGAAACUAAACUUGUCAUGGUGACCAUUACUAUAAUCAUUGAAUUAUUGGUUUGUUUAUUUCUUUAAUCCAUAUGCAAUGAUGAUGAAGUUGCUAAA